AUGGACUCCUUUCAAACGGCGCUGGAGGAGCUCGAUGCCAUCCUCGCCAUUCUCAGGAAGAGAGUUGAGGGGGUAAUUGUCGCCAACACGCUGCCUGAGAAGAAACAGGUAGAGAUGGAGGCUCGCCCGAUAAUGCGAGAGGCGCGGCAGAAGCUGGCCGCCCUGCGUGCCGAGAGCCGUCGCACCGUGGACCUAGAUAUGCGGCAGGAUCACGAUGCUGUCUGUAAGGAUCGCGACCAGACCAUCCGCAACUACGAUGCGGAGAUGAAGAGCCAGAUUUAUCCUCGUCUCUCCGGGACUCCGCGACUGAAGACGUAUCAGGAGCAGCGUGAGGAGGAGAUGAUGGGCGAUGGCAAGGCAGACGGCACGGGGUUCACGGACUCGAAUCAGGUGCUGAGUGCUGCCAUCAACGUUCAGAAGGAUGCGCUGCAGUCUCUCCAGCGUACCGAGCGGCUGCAGAAUGUGACGGAGGAGACGGGUAGAACCACGCUCACAGAGCUGCAGAAGCAGAUGGAGCGCAUGUACCACAUCGAUGAGGAGCUGCACAACUUGCGAGGCCAGAUCGACCACGCCUCACGUGAUUUGCGCUGGUUCUACCGGCAACUGGCGCGCGACAAGUGUUUUCUCUCCCUGCUUGGGCUCUGUAUCGUGGCGUUGCUGGUGCUGGUCUUUGUGUCCAUCUGGACAAAGCGCAUGAGAUCUAAAAAGUAG
Molecule: messenger RNA, 711 nt
Organism: Leishmania braziliensis MHOM/BR/75/M2904
Lineage: Eukaryota; Euglenozoa; Kinetoplastea; Trypanosomatida; Trypanosomatidae
Product: QA-SNARE protein putative
Exons: 1
Coding region: 1-711 (236 amino acids)
Biological process (GO): vesicle fusion
Cellular component (GO): Golgi apparatus; SNARE complex; ER to Golgi transport vesicle membrane
Molecular function (GO): SNARE binding; SNAP receptor activity
Source: RefSeq, a predicted model, not a curated record